Spirometra erinaceieuropaei is the source of this 5447-nucleotide messenger RNA. The record is from the annotation of a GenBank genome assembly. NCBI's taxonomy places the organism in Eukaryota, Metazoa, Platyhelminthes, Cestoda, Diphyllobothriidea, Diphyllobothriidae.
AUGAAUACUGAGGUUCGCUGAUCAGUUUUAUAUGCCCGCUAAGUUUAUGUUACCGCUCUUAACACGCCAACAGCGUGUUCUUUUCGAUUGAGCCUACAAGAAGGCAUUCAAACUCAGUUAGUCCACUUACUGUUCAGUUCAGUUUAUUGAGUGAAUAGCGUGAGCCCUUGAGUACCCUAUUUGCAACGUAAAAUUUGCGGCGAUGUACAGAGAAAAUAUGUGAUCUGAAAUAAUUCAAAUAGCCCAUAGUGGUAUGGAAAAUUGAGCGCAUAAUCUAAGUUCUGUACAUUUUUUAUACCAUGUCAAAAGACUUAAUAAUCCUAUUGUGAUUGAAGUGCUAGUCCGGGACGCCGGUUUGUGUUAAGCAAACCUUUCUAAUAGAUCUGUCGGGUGAUCCUUGUCAACGUCCCGCCUAGAUCUUGCAAGGAAACGACUUCCGAUAAAGAAUUAAACGAAGUCUCUCGUUUAUGUGUGGGCGCCAAUGUCCUUGGACGUCCUCGCCGCUUGUUUGCAGCGGACAUGCUGUAGCUUUCCUUAUUUUACCUCCCUGUUGGCGGCGACUUAGAAUAUAUCGGUCUCUUUGACGCGUCACCCCAGCCAAAUACUACUUCGUGCUUUCUUUCGAUGUCCUUCGCUGCGUUCAUUUCGGUAUCCAUAACUCCUUCACAGGUAUGAGUUUUCAAGCUGUCGAGCUAACUUUGCCAUAUUCAGCGGAUUAAGGGACAAAUCUUAGCAUUGCUUUAGGUAGUAUUAAUUAUUUGAAGUAUCACGGUUCCGACUUCAGCAACACUUGUGGAGCAUUGCCAUCAUAAAAACUAGAUAAUCCCCCAAGUUUGGCUCGAUCGUAUUUUCUUUAUCAGAAAUUACUAACUUUACUGUUCGUUUUUGAUUAGGUUGAAAAUAGCCGUUUUUACUGCACUUUAGGGCUCUGUGGGUAUUUGUGUCUCGCUAGUCGUGGGACAUUUCGCCAUAAUGCGCUUGCUCAUGGUUAGACGCCUACGCAACAAAAUAAUAAUCUACAAGGUCAUAAGCUGACGCGGUCAUGACAUGCAAAUGUUGCCCGUCACCUUAUAAAACUACAUUUGCCUCCAUAAGCUUACAGAUAAUGGUCUCGUUCGCCAGUUCAGCUGAACUGUCGACUUUGCCCAUGCCAUAUCUUCCGAUUCUUCAUGGUUAUCCACGACCUCUAUUAUUUGCCUCAUGUUUCGAAGUCCGCUGGAGUCAACGCGUCCAGGCUUCCAUUAAUUGCUUAGAUGUAAAUUAUGCGGACCGGUGGUCUAGGAAAAAGUAAAGAAAUACGUCUUUUCUUCUCGAACUCGUGAACCUGGAGACCUAAUCUUAUUAGCACUGGCGGUAUGCACACUGCCCUUCUAUGGCAUCGUCCUUUUUUGCCCUUCGGAAAUCCGACUGCUGGCGUCAUCCACCGCCCCUUUUGCAGUGAUAUGCAUGUAAACCGGUUUGAUAUGCUGUUGUAUUUCUGCAACUUUGAGAGUGGACAAGACGCUCAUGACCUUUGGAGCCCCUCUGCCCGGGUUACCCAUAUGCAACUAAAAGACUAUUACAAACGACAGUGUUACUAUCCGCACCCCCGUCAAUACAGAUACCGACGUAGGCGAGGAGCUAUACGAUCAGCUUCACAGAGUUUUAUUAUCGACAACAAAUUGGUUGCAGGAGAUGUAAACAUACACACUGACAAAGUUGGCCGUACAGCCCAUCGCCUCCUCGGAGCCUUUGUGAUGAGCAGUCAGCUGGACAAAUGGGAUCGACUCCUUAGUUCCCCGAAACCAUUCGGCCAAGAUUCAUUAACACCUGGUCCCAGCACUCGAAGAAACCUUAGCCUACCUGAUGUUCCAGUGACCUGGGAACUACCAUGCGAAAUUAUUACAUUACAUUAUGGGCAAAAUGGUUUCGCAAUGUCUCUCAUCAUGUGGAGUCGAGAUAGGCUGCUAAUAUGGCUUAGACGUAUCCGCUCUUGCGUCUGAGUUUUUAAGAAAGCUUCAGCCUCAAAAAAAUCGACGUUCACAAGCGUUAAGGCAACGGAAGAGUCGACCACCAGCAAAAGCGACAUCAAAUGCCUUGUGUUACUGCGGAAUGAGCCGUAAUCAUGAACGUCAUUGUGUGGGCUUUGGUUACUCACAUAGACGAUAGCAAGUGUAAACCGUGCGACUUGACGUCUCUAAUAUCUGUAUGUUAUGCAGUUGGACAGAUCUGAUGGGGUACGGGGCCCUAAUGGACACUGGAGUUAACAUCAGGGAACCCGCUCACCUGGCCAUUUACACGAGAUUUAGUUUUUUGUUAGAAUGGACUUUAAUUGAUCAAAGUAGAUUCGGUGGCAUUUUAUCACACAGCUUCAUCGCCUGUAAGGAAUCCUGAUGUUGACGAAGUUAUAAUUACUGAGGAAUAUACUCCGCCGUUACUGGAAUCAGCACCGAUUACGUCUUGUUCGCGCGUCGCAAUACAAGCGGAAGCAACUGGGGAAAGCGAAUGAGGCUUUGAUGACAGAGCCAGUGUUUGUAAUAAGGUGUGUUUUGUAGAGAAGUCUGUGACCUUAGCAAUUUUCGUAAGCACUACGUUGAUCCAGUUGGGGCUAACGUUUUCUGGCAUCCAAAUAUGGGUCGUAAGCCGAAACGUCAGACGAAUAAAAUUAUCUCUCCAAUAAUUGCGUUUCCCUCUGUCCAACGGCUUCCCGAAACUUGCAUUUCUGCUGCAAUCGCCAAGUAGGCUCGUGUCCGACGAGUGGCAACUCGUAGGUCACGCAGCGAUACUACUUUAAGAAGUGGCUGAUCACCGACCUGGUGAAUCGGUUAUCAUUAAAAACGUCACAGCCGUUAGCAACACUUGGACAUGACGAAUUUUGCCCGCCAUCCAAUAAGGCUUUAUCAGUCGUAUUAUGAAUUAGAGCCACACUAAUAGUUCGGACUGGAUUGGAGACCUCAUCUGCACCAUAUUUCUGCACACGUCUAUGGAAGUGGCCUUACGCUGCACUGGAUUUUACCGGCAGACCCUGGAACACCUUUUGUUACCUGGCUGGCGCCUCAAGCUGCCGUGUGUGCUCUCUUUCCUGUCAUUAUCCCCACACAGCUAGUGACGUAAAACAUGACAAGCGGGAGAGAGUAGACGCGCCGAUCUGUCGAAAUGCCACAUCAGUGUAGCUGUGUGGACUUUGAACUAUUAAAACCCAGAAUGACGGCUCCUCAUACAUCAGAAGUGUGGGCAAUUUCUCUGGUAUGCACUGCGAGCUUGGAGUUGACUUCUAGUCUUCUGCUUUCGAAUUAGUGUUAAUAGGAUUCAAUCUGUGAUUUUCGUACGGUUUCCCCAGCGAAAUUAAAACGCUUGCCGAAAUUCCUUCUGGUGUUAGGGAAUUUUUCUAUCACAUCAUACGGCGAAAAGUUUUAAUCUGGGGUUUAUGGGCUACACUUACCCCAAGAUGUUUCAGCAGUCAGCUUUCCGCUAGCAUCACUGCUGCGAAUCUGCGGCUGUGACCUGAUUUAAAACUAUGCUGUCCUUCACGUACGUUUGUUUUGCCCAGAGAGCAAUCAUGCGUUCCUUCUCAUGCCUUUCGCACCAAAGUGGUUAAAAGUAGUUUUUCAGAGGGAUUUUUUGUGUUGUCAAUGAUUACUGACCCUAUAGUGGGCAAAUCAUCCUCCGUUUAAUCUCACGUUCAUUUUGUGGAUUCUUGGUGGCCCUUUUAUGAACAAACUUUUCAUGAUGAGGGAGACCGUGGUCUUUUUUCGGUUGAAUGGAUAUUUCGAAGCCAUUUGCACGCAAGACCUGCACGGGUUGAAACCCGGAAGAAGCAUUUGAUUUCGCUCCUUGAAUACCUGUGGAGGAAUCUUGUAGGAUGGGAAGAACCUAAUAGCGGUUACAACCAGAAGGCCUGCUUAUGGCCUAGUUUGGACAUUUCUUCUAGAUGUGCAUUGCAUAUAAUCCAACGUCGGUAGCCAAGAAAGCCGGACAUUUUUCUUAUCUUUAAAAUUACCCCUUCUCCUAGAAAAUGCAAUGUCGAAUCAGCGAAAUUACACGAACACACACACGUUUUCUAAUUUGGCCAGAAUGUUCGACAUAGGGCUACUUACCUUCGCAUAUUGUGUUUAAUUGUUGUAAGAGCAAAACACAUUUGCCCGCUGUAAAGUAACGCACAAAAGUAAACUUUCGAUCAGGUUUAUUUUUCCAUGGUCGGUUAUUAUUAAUACUUGCUACUGGGGUAUCGCUUUCAUCGUCAUUCUGAAAGGGAGGCUGGUUUUUUCUGUUCCGUUCAGGGCCAGGUGAAAUGCAACUUUUGUAACGGAUUCUACGACUUUGGCAGUGACCAACCAGUCUGUUCCACCUGCCACGCGUUUGUUUAUGAUUUCUCCACGGACUCCUUUGAGGACAGUUGUUCAGCGAAGGAGAAGGAGGCCUCAAACGACAGCGGCAACGAGGAGCCUGAACGCGUUUCUGAUUUUUUUCCUCUAGGCGUGUCUCAGGAAAACCUCCGAUAUCCGCCGAACACUACUGCACCCACCCCGUCUGUUUUUCACACCCCCGCAGCGCACCCACGCCCUUCACACAGGACUUGUCCUUACCGCCAGCAGAAUUCUCAUGGAAGCAGUGACUGUUACCGUCUCUCGGUUUCUGAUCAGCCGCCUUCUAACCCAUCCACAUCAUACUCCCUUGAGAGCCUGCCCGUAGAGGUGCUGCUUCGAAUUGUGGACUAUCUGGAUGACGUCUCUGUGUGGACUCUGCGCGUGGCCUCACAGAGGUGCUGUUCUAUAAUCGACAGUGAAAUCCCAGAGCAGCGUUGGGCAGAAUUCGUGGCCCAUCGCUGGCCAAUCUUUGUUCCGCGCUACCGGGUCUCCUCCUGGCGUCUGCUCUACCUAAACAUGAUGGAAAGCGUCACUUGCCGACUUUGUUUGAGUCGGCUGCAUUCCCCUGUCCUCUUUCCGGUCGAGGGUCCCGACAGGCGCUUCAGACGGAUAGUAUCGGAGAUCAAGAGCCUCUGUGCCGACCCGCCUUAUGGCAUUAAAGCUAUGGCAUUGGACACGGCAACUUAUGCGCACUGUCUGGCGGGCAUAGCUGGCCCUCCGGGAUCUCCCUACGAGGGCGGCCUUUUCUACGUUCACAUCCUGAUCCCGGAUAGUCAUCCCAUGCGUCCGCCUGUCAUCAGAUUCCUUACUCGCAUUUUGCAUCCAAACAUCAGUUUUCACGGCGACAUCGGUUUGGACUGUAUUCGCCACAACUGGAGUUUGGCGCUGACCCUAGACAAACUGCUUCUGAGUGUACAAUCCCUUCUAACUGAUCCCUACACCAAGGUUUGUAUGGAACCGGCUAUCGGCGCUCUGUACAAUCGUGAUCGAGACAAAUUUGAAGAACUUGCAAAACUGUGGACAUGGAAGUUUGCCUGUCACGACUACCUGUCAACGUCGUUUGUGUCGCAGGUCUCAUUACCGGACUUUACGACUUGGUAG